This is a messenger RNA of Penicillium cinerascens, 1575 nucleotides long. RefSeq names its product Dyp-type peroxidase. Gene Ontology annotation, cellular component: cytosol. The coding region runs from base 1 to 1575 and encodes 524 amino acids. The record is from RefSeq and is a predicted model, not a curated record. NCBI's taxonomy places the organism in Eukaryota, Fungi, Ascomycota, Eurotiomycetes, Eurotiales, Aspergillaceae. The transcript has 8 exons. Gene Ontology annotation, molecular function: heme binding; peroxidase activity.
AUGGCUCUUACUCCGGCCCUGAAGGCAAAUAUCCAGGGAGACAUUUGGCCCGGACUCCCCAAAAGAUUUCAAAGCUUUCUUUUUUUCCGUAUUAGAAACCAAGUUGAUUUCAAAAACCGACUCAAAAUAUUCACCAAUAGGAUCACCACCGCUGAAGAUGCAUGUCAAAUGAGCAAGAUAAUCAAGGCGGCAAAGAAAGAGGCUGAACAGGCAAAGAAAUCGGCCAGACUGCAAGCCUUGCCAGGAAUCAACAUUGCAUUUACCUCAACCGGCCUUGAAGCUCUUGGUGCGUUUAUACAUCCCAGAGACCAGGAGAUGGUAAAAAGGAACAGAAAGCUAUCUCCAAUAUUCCGGGAGAAACAGCUCCGCGGUGGACUCUUUGAAAAGGGAAUGUUCAGUGAUCUCGUGGGAGAGGGAUGGGACAACCCCCAGGAACUUCGAAAGGAAUACCAGCCCACCAGCGAUCAGGAGAGGCUCAUUGAUGGAGUGAUCAUGGUGACCUCGAGCCUGAAGUCUGAUUUGGAUUCGAAGAUCAGCGAAGUGAAGCAACAUUUCCUGGCCGAGGAGGGGGAACCUCUCAACCCAGACACCUAUGUCAUAAGCAAGGACCCCUCUAUAGAGUUGACCCUCAUCAGAGAAGGAAAGGUCCGCCCGGGUCUUAAUAAAGGAAAAGAGCACUUUGGGUUCAAGGAUGGAAUCAGUCAGCCUAUUAUCGAGGGCUGGGAUGAAAAGCAACCCGAGGGCAGGGAGCCAAGAGCCACGAAACCGGGAAUGAUCCUCUGCGGGCACGAGGGCGCCGGGACCCAACCGACUUGGGCGAAAGACGGCAGCUUCCUUGUUUUCCGUGACCUGCAGCAACUAGUUCCUGAGUUCGAUACGUUCAUGGAGGAAAAUGCCCACCUCGCCCCUUUUACUCAGACCCACCCCAGACCAGGCGAGAAGCUUGCGGCAUAUUUGAUGGGACGAUGGAAGAAUGGAACACCGGUGGAUGAAUCUCCUCACAACGACUCUGACUCAGGCCUCUUCUCAUCAAACAACUUCGAUUAUCACCCCACUAAUGAGCACAAAAAAUGUCCUUUUGCUGCCCACACUCGUAAGAUGAGACCCCGAGCUGACUUGAAUCAUGACCAUGCCGUCAUUAUGCGUCGCGGCAUUCCGUAUGGCGAAGAAGUCACAGCUGAAGAAGCCACCGAACGGAAGUCGGCUGAAGAAAAGGAACGUGGGCUUCUGUUUGUCUGCUACCAGAGCGACAUCCGGAACGGAUUCAACUUCCUGACUACCCGCUGGGCAAGCAACCAUGAGUUCCCAGACCGCAAGACAGAGUUUGUUGGUGAACACGGUCCGGGUAUUGAUGCCAUCGUGGGUCAGAGACUAGACCAUCACCCACCUCGCUCUAUCGGUCUUCCCGAUGACAAUGAAGCUUCCAGGAACCGUAUGCCGCUGGAAAGCUGGGUCAUUCAAAAGGGAGGAGACUACUUCUUUGCGCCCUCUAUCUCGGCGUUGAAGAAUGAGCUCACAGGUCCUGGAAUCUUUGAUCAAGCGGAACUGGAGCGUCUUCGUGAGGAGAAUGACUAA